UCAGUGAAGUGGACCAGAAACCAACUGUUUCUUCGCAGUCGCAUGCUGCAGAAGACCAGAGGUGUUAACUCCUGGAACGCAUUUGUCAAAGCCCGACUCAAGGAUGAAAAUGAAGGUCAGUGCAGAGGCGAUCGCACAAAACUUACGGCCUUCAUCGCAGAAAACAAGGCCACGUUACUCCGAGAUUAUCGCAAGCUAACCUUCGCUGAAAAGCAAGCUUACAAUGCCUGUGUUCUCGAGGAUCGCCAAGAAAAGAACCGUACUGCACGUUCAAACCCAAAGGCCGUCAAACAUGAUGUGAAUGCAGCAUUCACAUCCAUGGAUCGUGAGGUACACACCACCACUAAUACAACUGAAAUUUAUCCUCAGUGGAUGGGUCUCCAUGCACGCACUGGUCUGGAGGGGUUUUAUGUGGCAGUACGCGGCGGAAUUGAAGAUCUUGCAGAACCGAAGAUUUUUUUUACAGAGAAAUCUCAAAAAUUUGUUCGGGACGUCCUAGGCAUUGAGCCACAGCAUCUCGGACUGAAGCUGGAAGCAUUCGUGAUUAGCAAGCUUGAUGAACAUGUAACACUUAACCGUCAACGGCCGCUCAACAAACUUAUUAGUGAAUGCCGUGAACUUAUCCAAGAUAACCUUGAAUUUAUCUUAAUGGAGAAGAACGUGUCAGGCAAAGUCAAAAUGAAUUAUACAAACUACGAGCGCGCUAUAGUAGAACGUCAUGGUGUUGAGCUAACUAAGUGGCCCUUGCCGGGGGGGGUAAAAAAUCCCUCGAAGGCUGGUGGAAGAGCGCAGGUUCAGGUUUUGUUAAAUGCUCUCAAGUCUGAUUCGUGCAAGUGGGUGUCUCUCUCAGACAAGGAGCUUGUCAAGAGGAUGAAGGAUAACCGGGAUCGGCAUGCACGUGGGGAACAAGUUUACGUGCAAAGGAAAGCCAGGGCUCGCAUCUCACAACCCAAGAGUAAAGCCACUGUCAACACCGAUGACGAGUUGAGCUCGAGCUCAAGCUCAAGCUCAGACUCGGAUUCGGACUAG
This is a messenger RNA of Suillus clintonianus, 1029 nucleotides long. RefSeq lists its product as uncharacterized. NCBI's taxonomy places the organism in Eukaryota, Fungi, Basidiomycota, Agaricomycetes, Boletales, Suillaceae. The annotation marks the transcript as partial. The transcript is spliced from 5 exons. The record is from RefSeq and is a predicted model, not a curated record.